AUGACUGCCGACAUCGUUCAGAGAUACGGACCGGGGAUGUCCUUCUAUCUUGCUCAAAUGGAGCCCUCGUCCAAGUAUCCUUCAGCGCCGUCGUCGGACACUGCACUCAGGACAUACUCCACAACCCUGAAGGCACUGCAGGCCAGCAAUGACAAGCUGCAGCAAAAGAUGACCAUGCUGCGGUCCAGCACGCUACGGCUGGAGCUCGACUUGAUGAAGCUCCAGCGUCAUAUCCGAUCUUUCGACAAGGAGCUCCUGAUGACCUGGCAGGCAGACACCCUCACUCGGCUGAUCGAGGUGAUCUACGAGCGACAUGGAUGGAAAAUGCCCGGGGGAAUUGUCAUCGGCGAUCAUCAGGGCGUUCAUUGGGACACUCUAUCCACGCUCUAUGCAGUUGCUGCGCGGAAGAUUAAGAAGGACACGCUGAAGAGGCGAUUCGGGCUGUCGAUUCAAUACUAUGAUGCACUACAGAAGUACGACGAGAUUGUCCCUUUCCGCAGCAUCGAUCCCUACGAGUCGGAAUGUUCGUUUGCAAAGUGGCUUGUGACGGAGAAGGAGAGACGUCCGGGGCUCUAUCAAUUCUGGGGGAAGUUGUUUCCAUUGUGCUAUGGUCGGACGGUGGAGGAGACUGCUGAGAGAUUCUGA
This is a messenger RNA of Aspergillus melleus, 645 nucleotides long. RefSeq lists its product as uncharacterized. The transcript is spliced from 3 exons. The record is from RefSeq and is a predicted model, not a curated record. Lineage: Eukaryota; Fungi; Ascomycota; Eurotiomycetes; Eurotiales; Aspergillaceae. Bases 1 to 645 code for a protein of 214 amino acids.